Microthlaspi erraticum is the source of this 162-nucleotide messenger RNA. NCBI's taxonomy places the organism in Eukaryota, Viridiplantae, Streptophyta, Magnoliopsida, Brassicales, Brassicaceae. The record is from the annotation of a GenBank genome assembly.
AGAAUGUUCAAACCACCGUGGCCUCCCAUGGCUUACGGAGGAUUCAACAAGCACUCAAACUGCAAACUAACUACGGAUUUGGGAUUUCUCAAUCCGGAACCCUUAAUCCCAGACGAUCAGAUCAGAAAAGAUCUCGCCAACACAAUCGAUGAAACGGAAUGA